AUGACGGAGUCAGCCACCGAAAAAUCCAAGCUCAACCAGUUUGAACAACAUUACUUUGCUUCAUAUGAUCAUUUUGGGAUCCACGAAGAAAUGUUAAAAGAUACAUCGCGUACUUUAAGCUAUAGAAAUGCCAUGUACAGGAAUAAAGACUUAUUUAAAGACAAAAUUGUGCUUGAUGUUGGGUGCGGAACAGGUAUUCUUUCAAUGUUUGCAGUUAAAGCAGGAGCCAAACAUGUUUAUUCGGUAGAUAUGUCCUCAAUUAUUGGAAAAGCUAGGGAAAUAGUUGCUUUGAAUGGAUUUGAUGACAAGAUUACAUUGUUACAGGGCAAACUCGAGGAUAUUGAAUUACCGGUAGACUCUGUGGAUAUUAUAAUAUCUGAAUGGAUGGGGUAUUUUUUACUCUAUGAGUCAAUGUUGGAUACUGUUUUAUAUGCAAGAGACAAAUAUCUCGUGGAGGGUGGUUUAAUUUUACCAGAUAAAUGCCAAAUGUACAUUGCUGGUAUUGAAGAUGGACAAUAUAAGGAAGAAAAGAUUCAUUAUUGGGAAGAUGUGUAUGGUUUCGAUUACUCGCCGUUUAUCAAAAUCGCUAUGCAAGAACCACUAGUAGAUACUGUGAACAAUCAAACAUUAGUUACAAACAGUUGCAAGUUUUUUGAGAUUGAUAUCAACACAGUAGUAAAAGAAGAUUUGGCUUUUGAGAGAAAGUUUGAAUUGGAGGCAUUGGGUAAUGAGUUGUGUCACGCUUACAUCUUUUAUUGGGAUGCUAUUUUCCCAGGUAAGGAAAAAGUAGUACUAGCAACUGGUCCCAUGAAUCAAUAUACUCACUGGAAACAAACUGUUUUUUACAUGGAUCAAGUAUUGGAUUUAAAGACUGGCGAUAAAAUCCAAGGAAAGAUUAUAGCUAAGCCAAGUGCUAUUAAUCCAAGAGACUACGACAUCAACAUUUCAUGGGAUUUGCAAACAAUAUCUAAAGAUAUCAACAGGGAACAAAAGGGCCAAUACCAAUAUUACCUUCGUUAG
This is a messenger RNA of Lodderomyces oxycetoniae, 1020 nucleotides long. RefSeq names its product protein-arginine omega-N methyltransferase (gene HMT1). Gene Ontology annotation, biological process: peptidyl-arginine methylation. The record is from RefSeq and is a predicted model, not a curated record. The transcript has a single exon. Lineage: Eukaryota; Fungi; Ascomycota; Pichiomycetes; Serinales; Debaryomycetaceae. Gene Ontology annotation, cellular component: nucleus. The coding region runs from base 1 to 1020 and encodes 339 amino acids. Gene Ontology annotation, molecular function: protein-arginine N-methyltransferase activity.